Messenger RNA from Umbelopsis ramanniana AG, 900 nucleotides. RefSeq lists its product as uncharacterized. The record is from RefSeq and is a predicted model, not a curated record. Gene Ontology annotation, biological process: phospholipid transport. Lineage: Eukaryota; Fungi; Mucoromycota; Umbelopsidomycetes; Umbelopsidales; Umbelopsidaceae. The coding region runs from base 23 to 583 and encodes 186 amino acids. Gene Ontology annotation, molecular function: phosphatidic acid transfer activity. The transcript has 2 exons. Gene Ontology annotation, cellular component: mitochondrial intermembrane space.
CGAGGGCUCAGCUAUUUUCACCAUGAAAUUGUUCAAGUCUGUUCAUACGUACGAUUACCCAUGGAGCUUAGUCUCUGCAGCGAACUGGCAAAAAUACCCCAAUGAGCACUGUUCACAUGUGUAUGCUGUGGAUGUCCUCGACAGAAGAGUAGAGCCUGAUACGGGCGUUCUCAUAACGGAAAGGCUCAUUACAGUGAAGCAAAAUGUACCAACUAUCAUUCUUAAGCUUAUGGGCACAGGAUAUACCCAAUACGUUCGAGAGAUAUCCCGCAUUGACCCAAAGUCAAAGACCCUGACAAUGGACAGUAUCAACUUGACAUUAUCCAGCUAUAUGAGCGUCGCCGAGUCUAUCGAAUACACAGAACAUCCCUCAGAACCUGGAAAAACUCAGUUCACGCAACAGGCUGCAAUUUCGGCUGGUACUAAACUUGCAAGAUGGGCAAGCUUAGUCGAAGACUUUAGCGCCAAGCGCUUCCAACAAAACGCUGAUAUCGGUCGUGAAGGAUUCAACCAAGUCCUCCAACGCUUUGUUGUGCGAGCAGAAGCAUCUGCUGCCAACCAGGCUUCAGCAGCUUCAUCUUAAAACACAUUGGCAUACCAGUGACCGGGGGUUGUACCCAUGGAGCGCUUGCUGCAAGGUGCAUAGCCCAGCGCGUACUUGCUUUUGUCAACACACAACAACCCGUAGCACGCAAAAUACUAGACCUAUACUACCACCAUUAGACUACUUCAGUCCGAAAACAAUUUUCCUUUGAUGUUUUUCAUCUGUAUCAUAUCCUCUCACCUAAAAGUAUAUCAUGUUUUGAAACAACCAUCAGACAUUAAAAGAAUCAAACCAAACGUAAACAAAUUGUGCCGUUUUGACAUGUUAAUGAAAUUCUUACGUCAUGUUUAAAUUGG